Aspergillus clavatus NRRL 1 is the source of this 3108-nucleotide messenger RNA. Its product is annotated as exocyst subunit SEC5. NCBI's taxonomy places the organism in Eukaryota, Fungi, Ascomycota, Eurotiomycetes, Eurotiales, Aspergillaceae. Gene Ontology annotation, biological process: Golgi to plasma membrane transport; exocytosis. The transcript is spliced from 2 exons. The record is from RefSeq and is a predicted model, not a curated record. The coding region runs from base 1 to 3108 and encodes 1035 amino acids. Gene Ontology annotation, cellular component: exocyst.
AUGAACGACGCCGACGUUGCCAAUUUUUAUAAUCUACCAUCCGCUUACCCCGAGGAUUGGCCUGCGGAGCUCGACGAAAGUGAACCCUCCGACGACGAAGCCUCGGGACGAGAUGGUUCGCGAGCGAGAAGAUCCCGCUACUUCGCCCUUGAGCGCAGUCAUAGCGGCAAGGGGAUGAGUCUUGGGUCUUUCACGGGCAGUAGUUCUCGCGAAAAUCUUGCCAAGAUCGAUGAGCCGGAUCCUCUGGGGACAGGUGACAGUGUGCUGAAGAUUCUAAAGAGGAGAGGACUGUCCUUGGAAGAUGAGGCCCGCCUGCGCAACCGGUUCUUGCUCUCAUCCACCUCCUUCUCACCGGCUCUCUUUCUUUCCCAAGCCCACUCCGAUGCAUCUAUAGAAUCUCUCCUCCAGGGGCUGGAUUUUCUCUCGAGAUCUAUCGACCAGAAAUCGGCGUCCUUGAAAGUCCUCGUUGAAGCAAACUUCGAGCGCUUUGUGAGGGCCAAGGCAACAAUCGAUAGUGUAUAUACAGAGAUGAGAAAUCAAGGGAAAGCGGCGGAUGUUCCGUUUUCUCCACAGAACAAUCGCAGGUCGGCCGGGCACUUCAGGAGUAUUUCCGGAGCAUCGCGAGUUGCGUCUCCCGGUAACGUAGGUCCUGGAAAGAAUGCUUUGACAAAGGAGAGUGAUUAUGGCAUGAAGGGUAUUCGUGUGCCUCUUCUCGAGGCAUGCGUCAAGGCGGAAGAGGUCUGGGGCCCCGCAUUGGGAGGUCGCGAGAGGGAACAGAUGCUCAAGUCGGUUGUCGACGCAAUGGAGAAGCAUCGCGAUGUCUAUGAAAUAGGCGGUCUUCUCUCGAGAUCAAUCAAACAGAGAGACUAUGACUCCAUUUUUGAGCAAUACACAAAAGCAAGAACGCUCGCCAAGAAAGCUAAGAACAUCGCAGAUCAAGCAGCCAGCAGUGGCCGACCUUUGACGGAUGACGACACCUAUGCUGUGUUAGCUAUGGGCCGCAUGUGGCUCGAAGUCGAUCAACAAAUCCAAACAUUCAAACGUGAUCUAUGGAGACGCCUCAGCGAUGCACCUACCACAUCAACUACAAUCACAGCGGCCGGUACUGUGGAAGAGCACAUGGAGCUCAUUGGUGCUCUGCUAGAAUUGGGUGUGGAGGAUAAUCCCAUCUGGGUAUGGCUCCUCAGCCGCUAUGAUUAUCUCAAGACCAAGAUCGCCGCCUUCUGUGGACGUUGCAAGAUGGAGAUCGAGAUUCUCAGACGAAGGCUCGCUGCGGGCGAGAAGCCAUCCCCGAAAGCAGUGGCUUCAUAUCUCCGCUUGGCACCCCGGGAAGAUGCGACCGAUAUACAAGGAGUACUAGACACCGAUCAGGUUGUUGAGCUCUGGGAAUGUAUCCUGGCAUACUUUAACAGAUUACUUGCAUCACAGGGAGGUCUACUUGGCGAGGUGUUCGAUUUUUGGGAAGUAGCACAAUCCUUCAUCAAUGGGACCAAGCAGAAGCUUCUCCCACCUGGAUUUGAAGGCGAAAGCCGAAAACAUCACCAUCUUUCUGAAAGCGAGACGAAGGAGCUGCAGAACGGCGUUGUUGAAUUGGUUGACUUGAUCCGUGGAAGCGUUCUGUCUUUGUUCGCUGACGCUCCUUUGGAUGAUGCCUCCUUCCUGACGUCUCCGAUUUCCCCAGCAACUCCAAAUAGUCCGAUCAGUCGAGGCGUCACUCCCACAGAGUCGCGAUUCAAAUUAGAUCCUAAGAAUAUGCCAAUACCCACCCCUAAGUGUGGCGAGUUCUGGGAAGACUAUGCUUUCUGGCCGCCUUUUUCGAACUCCUUGAGCGGUUUGCACUACCUCAGCCAGUUCAUGAUCAUCAUCGGCACCGCGGCGAGCGAAAUGGCUGCACUAGAGCCCGUGGCGAAUGGCGGCAACACUCAUGAUCUGCUCAAGGCUCUUGUGAGUGUUGCCCGUGAACGUUCUGUUCGGGUGGCAUGUGCCGCUUGGGGCAAGGAUGCGGAGAUUUGCAAAAUGCUCGAAGAUUGGACGCGAGAUGUCGAGAGAAAGGAUCUCACGAAAAUGCCUGGACUAUUUGUCGCCUUUGAAAAUGCAAUCCUUGGUGGAAUGCAGAAAAUCCUCUAUGUCUCGGAGGCGAUGGCGAAACCGGGGGCAGUAGAUGUCGUCACGCAGCCUCCUGCGAAACUACUCCAGAUGGUGCGCACACAAUUCGUCUCCAGUGUGUACAAGGCGCUCAGUGGUUUGGUGGAAAAUGCCGAGCAUCCCAUGGUCCUCGAAGAGGAUAGCGAAUGGAUCCUUCCUAGCCCGUCAGGGGAACUCACUGGAACCGAUAGCAACUCAGCCGCUCUGGUUGCGGAUGCUGUCGAUGCUCACGAUCGAAAUGUGCGCAUCCUCCUCACACUGUCGAAUAUCAGAGCUCUCCAGGCCGACUUCGUUCCACAUCUCAUCACGAAUUUUGAAACCGCUUUCUCCGUCAAGUUAACCGAGGAGGCCAAGACCAUUCGCGAUGUGCUCAGUCAAAUCGAUGACCGUUUAUUCCAGUCAUACACUAAGCCGACAGUCAACAAAUUAAACUCCAUGAUUGUCAACGGCGUUACUGCUCCGGAUUGGGAGCCGUCGAACCCCCGCCCGGACCAAGUUCGCCCCUACGUAUACAAUACCCUGCUUGCUGUUGUGCUUGUCCAUACGGAAAUCUCGACCACAAUCCCGUCGUGUAUAUCCCAGGCGUCCAAUCGGCCAUCAUCUACUGCGCCAUCACCGUUGUUGACCAUGGUUCUUACGCACCUGCUGACACAGAUCUCAUCCUCCCUUCUGGGCGCAUUCGGCUCGCGGCCUUCGUACACUCUAGCUGCCCUGAUGCAGGCCACUCUAGAUACCGAGUUUAUUGCGCAAACGCUGUCCCAGUACUCCACAGACGAAGCAUCUACCGUGCAGAGCCAAAUCUAUGUGGAACUUGAUCAACGAACUACGCAUGAAGCCAGAGCUAGGCUUCAGUCGGAGCUUGGUGAGAUGAGAGGCAUAUUGAAGCGGCUCAGAGAGAGGACCAAGGGGGAAUUUGCAUGCUUCAAGAAGCCACGGAGUGGGACCGGACACAAAGCUGCGUAG